Molecule: messenger RNA, 10131 nt
Organism: Closterium sp. Yama58-4
Lineage: Eukaryota; Viridiplantae; Streptophyta; Zygnematophyceae; Desmidiales; Closteriaceae
Source: the annotation of a GenBank genome assembly
UGCGAAGACAACAACAUUCUGUACGGUUUGCUACGAUUGGUCAAGAUGGACGACGGCGGCGACUCGAAGCGCGUGAAGUUUGUCUUCAUCACGUGGGUCGGCGAGAGCGCGUCGCCGCUCAAGAAGGGGAAGGUCGCUCUUCACAAGAAGGACUGCGCGACUCUAUUUAAGGGCUUCCACAUUGAGAAGCAGGUGUACGAGAGGGAGGCCCUGGCGGGGCUGGAGAAGGAUAUCGACGACACGCUCAAGAUGGCGGGCGGUGCCAACUACGACAUGGGCAACAUCCGCAUGGGCGUGCAAGCCGGCAACGCCGACAGCUACAAGUCCUUGUCGAAGAAGUUUUUCCAGGAGAAGGAAGCAGAGACAAAUAUCAAGAACAUUGUGUACCACAAGGGUCCUCUGCAGAAGGCUGAUCCCACGCCUUCCCUCUCUUCAUCAACCGACUUCCUCUCCCCCCUCCCCGCCAACCCCCCAGCCACGCGCCUGUACCUGGAAAUUCUGUUCCUCGAGAACUCCCGCCCGCUGCACCGCGCGCUGCUCUCCGCGCUCGUGCGCAUCUUCUCUCUCCGCGGUGAUGGCGCAUCGGGGCGGGGCAAGGGGAAGGGCGGAGGCGGAGGAGGUGGAGCGCGGAAGGGGAAAACGGAGGGGAAGAAAAAGAAACGAAGGGGUGAACGGGAAGAGAGAGGUGCAAGUGCGGGGGGUAGCGAGGCAGAGAGGGGGUUUGGAAACGGAGGAGUGAGGAGGGGACGCUGGGAGGAGGAUGGGGGCAGUGUUGAAAGGAAAGCGAGGGCGAUAGUGGAGAGUGUUAUCGCGUUGUGCUGUAACGAGUACGGCGUUGGUGGCUCCAAGAGGCGGCAGUUCGCUGCAGCUGCAGCAGGGGCUUCCAUUACUGCCGCCCAGUUCCAGGCACCCUUUGACAGCUCAUGUCGCCUUGUGGCGCGACAGCUGGCGCACGUGCUGAGUGCAGACGUGGCAGCAGUGGUGGACCACAUGCAGCCACGUGGCAGCAGUGGGGACAGGUUGCUAAUGGGGAGCAGGAGCAGCACAUGCGAUGAUAAUGAGGGGGUCUCUGAUGCUGCUGGCAUGGCUGACGUCGGGCAAACAGCUGCUGAAGAAGCCUCGGAAGCAGGUUUGGGAGCAGGUUCUGGAGCAAGUUCGGAAGGGGGCGGGCACGUGGUACCAGCAAUGAUGGAGCUGUGUCAGGAGGCGCUGUCCACGCUCUACUACCUGCUGCAGCGCUACCCUCAACAGUUUGCUUCGCGCCCUUCCAGCACCCAAGGGCAAGGCGAGCUGAGAAGUCAAGGCGGCGAGAGGAAUGGGAGCGUUGAGAGCAGUGAGAGCAGUGAGAGCAACGGUAGUGUUGAGGGCAAGGGCGUGUGUGAGGAGCUGCUGUCAGUGCACGGCGCUGUAGUGAGAGUGCUGCAAACGGGGGUGCUUUCUAGAGACGCCACUGUAGCAGCUGCUGUAGCUCUGUGCGCCCUGCUGCCUCUCGUCCAAUCAAAAACGAGCUCGGGUGCAACAGCAGGGGAAGAGAAGGGCGAACAGGAAGAAGAGGAGCGGAAGGAAGGGCGGUUGGCUGUGGCUCUAGCACGCUCCUUCUUUGCCUCUCCUCCCUCUCCUGACUCCUCCGCCCCUUUUUCUGUGCUGCCAUCAGCUGCUGCCGCGAGUCCCACUCCCUCUGUGUCUGCAGCGCCAGCAGCAGGCAUAGCAGCGGCUGCAAGGGAGUUUGUGGACCCAUUGACAGUACUGGAUGCGCUUAUAGCGAGACAGGGGCUUGCAGCAGGGCAAUCGGGCACGUGGAUGGAUACAGGGAUGGGGAGGUUUCCUCUGUUCAGCCAACUGUGCUGCAUCCGAGGCAUGCUCACAGCUGUUCCCCGACAAGCCCUCACUCACCUCCUGCUGCUGCCCAUGCCCGUGCCCGUGCCUGCACAAGACGCAGCAGGUGCAGCAGCAGCAGCGGGAUUGCCAAACCACCAGGCAGUGGAGGUGCACUGCUGGUCGCUGCUCUUUGAUGGCCUGCUGCCCCGUGUCCUCUCCUUCUGUGAAGCUUCCUCCGACGCACACACCAAGUUCCACGCGCUCACCGCCCUCCAGAUAAGCCUCCACCAGAUCAAGACAAGCCUGCUGGACGGCACCUGCGCUGCCUCCCGUGCACUGUUCACCCGCCAGGUGGCUCGAAUUCGUGCCACGUGGCGAGCAGGGAUUGGCGGAGCGGAGGAGUCAGCAGCAGCAGCAGCAGUGAGAGGAGGUCAGGAGGCUGAUAAAAUUUCUCUUUGCCUAUUGGUGGAAAAGUUGAUGGAGGAUGGCAGUGUGCCAGCGUAUGAGGAGAUGCCACGUGGCAGUGUGGAUAGGAUCCUGGUUGCUGAUGCAGCAGCAACCCUUGCUGACGCAGUGGCAGGGGAAGGGACGGACCAGGAGGUUGGGUAUGGGGAGGGUGUGUCCCGCGUGGGCGGCGAGUUUCGGCGGUUUGCGGAGCAGUUGGCUCGGGAGGUGCUGGCGACGGGGGCGCACAGGAAGGGGCGGUACGUGCCCCUGGCGUCCCUUGCCCUUCGUCUGGGCGCUGCCCGGCUGCUGCUCAUGAGCAAACAGGGGCGCUCGGAGGGGGAUGAGGGUGAGAGGAGCGAGGGGAAUGAGAGGGAUGAGAGGGAGGGAGCAGCGGCGGGUAUGGACGGAGCAGCAAGGGCCGUGAGGUUUCCGGUGGGUGUGUUGGGCGACGCCCUGGCAGCCAUGGGCGAUGAGGGUGUGUGCUGCGCUGUUGCCUCCUUCCUCUCCCCCUUCCUCUCCCGCCUCCGUGAGGAGUGCUGGGCCGGCACAGCGGGAAUGGGAGAGGGACGGGAGGGAUGGGAGCGCGGAGGGGAGGGGGGAGGCGAUGUGGCGUGGCGGAGGGUGUGGAUGCCGGCGGUGCUGUGUGGACUGGUGGCGGGCCCAUCACUGCAUCGCACCAACGUGGCCACGUACGCCCUCCCCGUGCUGCUCUCCCUCGACUCCGCCUCCCUCUGGCCCCUCCUCUCCUUCCUCACCGCCCUGCCCCCAGGCAGCGAGGGAAGUGAGGGUAUUGAGUGUAGAGAUAGCAGAGAUGGCGGCGCAAUGGCAGUGUGGGAGCAGUGGCCCGAGCUGGCGGACGCGAGGGGGUGGCCGCAUGGGGAGUACCCGUGGGGGGCGAGUGUGGACGCGCGGGUGGGGGCGGUGGUGGCGCUGCUGCGCAUGGGGCGAGGCAUGGGUGUGUUAGAUGGGCCUCUGGAGGACGCUGGUAGGGGGGUAGGUGCACGCAGGGACGUGAAGGCGCGGAGGGUGGGAGACGGGGAUGAGGGGGAGGAGGAGGAGAGUGGGGAUGGCGAGACAGGGAGGAGGGGUGGAGAGGAGGUGGCGAGGAGGGAUUGGUCCGGCGGGCCGCAGACCGUGCUGACGUGGAUGCUGGAGCGGGCGACGUGGCACGCUGACGAGGCGGUGCGGGUGGACGUGGCAGAGCUGCUGUGCAUCUCGUUCCGCACCACGGCCAUGCCGUCCCCCCCCGAGCUGCACCUGCUGGGGCUGGCGUUCCCCCUCAACCUGCGCUGCUCCUCCCCCAACCUGCGCAUGCGCUGGUGCUCCAUCGUCCGCCGCUUCUUCUCCCGCGUGCGCGCUGCUGUGGAACGGCAGGAGAGGAUGGCUGCCGUCACCCGCCGCCAGAGAAUGGUUGCGCUGGGGGGAGGUGAAGCAGGGAAAGGAGGCGAUGCUCGGGGAGGAGGUGAGGAGCAGGAGGACGGGGAAAUGGAGGAGGGCGAAGAGGUGGAGAGGGAGGAGGGGGCGAGCGUGGGCGAGGUACAGGCGUUCAUGCAGUGGCUGACGGCGCUGCUCUUCUCGUCGCUGUACCCCUCCGCGCCGUACGAGCGCAAGAGCAUGGCGCUGGACACUCUCUCCGCCCUCAUGGACGUGUGGAGCCCGCAUCACUUCCUCCCCCCGCACACUGCCUCUACACCGCCCCCUCUCACCACCCCACACCUCCCAACCUUCUCCCCCUACCCACCUGGUGCGCUGGCCCCUGGCAGCACGCACCUGCUGCUGGCAGCAGCGGUGGACAGCUGGGACCGGCUGAGGGAGGCGGCGCUGGGGGUGCUGCUCAAGUACCCUGCUCCGCUGCCAGGGUUGGAGAGUGCAGGGCAGGUGGCGGAGGUGGUGGAGUGGGCGUGUGGGCUUGUGAUGAGCCCGCGGGUGAGGGAGAGUGAUGCGGGUGCGCUCGUGCUGAAGCUGGUAUUUAAAAAGUAUGUCAUGGAACUGGGGUGGCAGGUGAGGGUGUUCCCUGCUGUUACUGUCACGCCUCCUGCUCCUCCUCCUGCUGCUGCUGCUUCUGCUGCUGCCACUGACUGUGCUAUUGAGUCUGGGGGCAGCAGCAGCAGCGGGCAAGGGGCAGUGGUGGGGUACCUUGAGUCGCUGAGCGAGUGGCUGGCAGCGCUAGUGGAGGAGGGCGAGAGGGACAUGAUAGGCGCGUGCCGACACAGCCUCGUGCACGGCGUGCUGCUGCUGCUGCGAUACACGAUGGAGGAAGUUGACUGGGCUGAAGCAUCCCUGUGUCAUGCUGCUGCUGCUGCUGAUGUUGAUGGUGGUGAUGCUGAUGCAGCAGGGGGCAUGCGGGGGGUGCUGCCGCGGGUCCUGGCGCUGGUGCUGCGGGUGACGGGGCUGGCGCUGUGGGUGGUGGCGGCAGAUGGGUUGCGUGUGGACGUGGGGGAGGGGGGCAGACUGCGCGUGAGUGACAAAGAUGCACAGGGAGGGACCACUGUCGCAUGCAGUGACGGGCGAGAGGGGGACGAGGAAGAGGAGGAAGAAGGUGAAGAUGGGGAGGCAGAAGGCAGCGAUGCCAAUGGUGCUCUCGGUGAUGCUCAUGCUGUUGAUAACGAUGAUGCUGCUGACUAUGCUGCUGCUGAUGAGGAUGAUGUGAUGGGAGCGGAGGUGGGUGAUGGCAGGGGGCAGCAGCUGGCGCCAGUGGAGCAGAUGGUGAUGGUGGCGUGCUGGCUCUCCAUGAAGGAGGUCUCUCUGCUCCUCGGCACCCUCGCCCGCUCCGUGCCGCUGCAGGCUCAUGUGGGGGCAGGCGAGGAGGAGGUGGAUGGGGAGGAGGGAGGGCGGGAGACGGGGAGGAGGGGAGAGGGAGGGGAAGUAGAGGGCGGGGGGGAACUGCUGGACGCUGCGCAGCUCAAGGUAUGUGCGAGCCUGCACCUGGAAGGAAGUGUAUGUGCUUGCAGUGCAGCGUAUGAGCGGGUGGUGCAGCAUUGGAGCGGGUGGUGCAGCCAAGUGGGGGAUCACUUCGUCUCCCUCCUCCUGGCCAUGAAGCACAACGGGGCCGUUGACAAGACGCGAGCCGGCUUCAUAGCCCUCACAGACCGUCUGCUGCGCUGCCCCUCGCCCGCCCUCAACGCCCUCCCGCGCCUCUGGCUCGCCACGCUGCAGCGCCGCCUCACUGCACCGCACCAGACCCUCACGGACCUCAUCCGCCGCUCUGCCGGGCUGCCCGCUGCGUUCCUGGGUCUGUUUCUGGGCGAGCCCCAGGGGGCGCCCAAGGUGCUGCUGCCCCGUGCUGUGGCGUGGCUGCUGGAGGUGGUGAAGGGCGCGGAGAGGGGUGCGGAGGGGAUGGGGGAUGGCGUGGAUGGAGGAGGGGGAGGAGGGGGUGGCGGAGAGGAGUGGAUAGGUGGGCGAGCAGAGCAGGCAGUAGACGUGUGUGCUGCGCUGAUUUCCAAGGUGGGCGAGCAAGGAGCAGCAGCAGCGACAUCAGCACCAGGGGUACAAGCAGCAACAACAGCACCGGCACUAUCCCUGAAAGCACGCGAGGAGGGAGUGGUGGCAGCGGUGCACGCAUGGAACGUGCUGCGCCUGGCCUUCCACGACACGCACCUCGCUGCCGACACCUCCGCCUUCUGCUCCCCCGCCCUCCAAGCCGCCGUCGCCGCCGCGCGCUCCCCCCACUGGGAGGUGCGCAACGCAGGCGGGCUGUGCCUGGUGGCGCUGCUGCACCGCAUGCUGGGCUUUAAGAACGUACCCCGGGCCGGGCGGCCGUGGGCUCGGGAGCAGGUGGUGUGCAAGCAGACAGCUCGGCAGAGCAUGACAGCGGUGGAGUUCUUCCUGCGCUACCCUGACCUGCACGCCUUCUUCCUGCAACACCUCCGAGAGGCCUCAGCCGCCUUCCUCCUCCCUGCUCACAACUGCCCUGCUGGGCAGACCCCUGCUGAUCUACCCCACCCGCCUGCUGACCAUGCCCCCUCCUCCACCGCCACUGCCAGUACCACCGCCACUGCCAGUGCCACCGCCACUGCCAGUGCCACCGCCGCCACAUCCGCUUCUUCUUCCUCCUCCCAGCCGCUGCACCCUGCACUGGCCCCCGCGCUCAUCCUUCUGUCGCGCCUCAAGCCCUCCACCCUCACCUCCCCCUCGCCCUCCUCCUUCCUUUCCCCCGCCGCCUUUGUGCCGGCCGUCUCGCUCUGCGCCGCCCACCCCCGCAUGCACGUCCGAGAGCUUGCCGCCCGCGCGCUCGUGCCCAUCGUGGCCUCCACGGAAGUUUCCGGGAUGCUGCUGAAGCUGGCUCGCAAUCUGCCUGAGGAGUGGGGAAGGAGGGGUGGGAUGGGUGGGAUGAUUGGAAUGAUUGGAAUUGCGGAUGGAACAAGUGACAAGGCACGGAGGGGCUUUAGGUGCAGGUAUGGGGUACAAUGCGGUUCAUGGUGUGCUGCUGCACAUGCGCCACCUGCUUGCUGCCUACUGGGUUGUCGGCAGCACCAGCAGCAGCAGCAGCAACAGCAGCAGCAGCAGCAGCAGCAGCAGCAGCAGCAGCAGCAGCAGCAGCAGGGGGGAGGGGAGGGGAGCAGCAGGGCAGCAGACAUGCAAGAGGUGGUGCAGGCGCUGCAGCAGCGGCGGUGGUUGGGCGACCCUUACGCCUGCUGCUGCCCUACAGUGGUCGCCGAGUAUCUCACCGUCUCCCACCUCGUCCUCUCCUCCGCCCUCCACUCCUCCCCUCCCCUCUCCACCCUCCUCUCCUCCGCCCUCCACUCCUCCACCUCCCUGUCCUCCCCUCCCCUCUCCACCCCUCUCCCCACCGCCCCUCACCCCUCCGCACCCCCGCUCACCCCAAUGGUUCGAGCCACAGCAGCCGCCUUCCUGCCGCUUGCUCUGCGGGCCUUCUCCUUCCACCCGCCUCUCCGCUUCACCAUCCAGGACCCCACAGCACUCGCCCUCAGGCAAACCGCCACAUCACUGCUGCUCUCCCCAGAAGCUGUGUGCCUGGCGGGCCGAGGCCUUUGGGAGGGGCUGGGUGCGGUGGAGGGGGAUACGAGGGGAGAAGCAGGGGUGUGCAGCCGUACAGGUGUGUUGUGGGAGGUGGUGCUAGCAGCAGUACAAGACCCCUGUCGGGACGUGCAACUCUCGGCUCUCCGCUCUCUCUCCCACCUCCUCGCCUCCCCUCGCUUGCUCGCGCCGCUGCUGCCACCACUCCACACCGCGUCACACCGCAGCGGCAGCAGCAGCAGCGAGGCUGGCAGUGCUGCUGGCAGAAGCGGCGGAGUGGAGGCAGUGCUGCUGGCAGUGGUGCAGGGGGUGCAGCAGGAGAGGCAGGCAAAGGGGCGGGACGAGAUGAGGUGUCGGCGGCUGCUCAAGGUGCUGCUGCCAGCGCUCUCCCUGCCCUCCCUGCAGCCCCUGCUGCUGCCCCUGCUGCCCCACGCCCUGCUGCCCCAAGCCUUGCUGCCUGCGGAAGCAGCACUGGCAGGGACAGCAGAGCCGAGACAACCCGGGGGCUCCCCCCAUGUGCCUGACAGCACUGGAGUUGGCAGCGAUGGGAGCGGGUGUGCGGAGCUGUGGGCGGUGGUGCUGGAGGUAUUUGAGACGGCGCGCGUGCUGAAAACGAGGGAGGUGGCGCUGAGGUGCCUGGGGCGCUGCUUCCGCCUGCUGCUCUCCCAGCAGCAGCAGCAGCAGCAGCAGGACGCAAAGAGGUCAAUGGAGCGGGUGUUGACUUCAGGACACUUCUCGCUGGGCCAGGGCAGGGGUACGGGGAACCUGCUGCAGCUUGCUGCCACGUGGCUGCAGCUGAUUGGCGAGCAGAGCGCGGCGCACCGGCCGGUAAGUGUGCGGCGGGCGGCAGCAGAGGCAGUGGUGUCGUCAGGACUGCUGCUGGAGGUGGGUGGAGUGGGGCACGUGCUGCGCUGUGAAGCAACGGGUGUGGAGGGAGACGAAGGAGAGGAGGGUGCGGACGGAGGGGAGGGUGCGGACGGAGGGGAGGGUGCGGACGGAGGGGAGGGUGCGGACGGAGGGGAGGGUGCGGACGGAGGGGAGGGUGCGGACGGAGGGGAGGGUGGGGACGGAGGGGAGGGUGCGGUGAUGGAGUAUGCGAGGGUGGUGCUACGCGCAUGGCUGACAGUGAUUCGAGUGAUGGAGGAUGAGGACGAGACGCUCCGCAAGUCCCUCGCUACUGCCGUCCUCACCAUCACCGCCACCACUGCCGCACACUCACACGCACCAUCCCCUACAGCAGCAGUAUUGUCGGCCUUUGUGCCGGCGCAGGUGGAGCGGGCAGUGGAGGCAGCACUGGCGCACGUGUCUGUCUGCCUGCGCACCUGCCCGCCCUCCCUGCUGCCCGCACACCUGGCGGCCUGGGUGCUGCACCCGGACUUGGUCUCCCCCUCGGGCUUUCAGCGCCUCACUGCAUUGGAUCGCCUGGAAGAUGAGUCGGUGGGUGAGGUUGAUGAGGAUGAGGAGGAGGAGCAUGUGGAGGAGAGUGCAGCGGAGAGUGAGAGGAGGUAUGGGGAAACAAGAACAAGUGCAGAAACAGCAGCAGCAACAGGAGGAGCAGCAAGAGCAGUGCGGGCGGUGCCAGGGUUUGUGCGCAAGCUGUUUGACAGAGAGGUGGAUAACCACCAUGAGGAGCCGCUGCUGCUCGCUCACCUCUGCUGCCUGCACCUGCACCACGCGCUGCAGCUCUGCCCGCCCUCCCCCGCGCUCCUCAUAACAAUCACCACCUGGAAACUGGUAUUUGCAAGAAGGUUUUUCACCGAGGCUGCCCAAGCUGCCCGGCUGUGCAAGUCGAUGAAAUGGGUGGGCGGGCCGACGUUUCACCAGGACUCUUUUUCUGCCCUGAUCCGCCCGCUGCUGGGGUUGUGGGUGCUUAGCAAAGUGUCGUUCUCAGGAGCUGGGCGUGUUGAGUGUCUCCCACUGGGUUGGAGAAAUAAGAGCCGAGCGGAGAGCGAAAAGCUGUUCUCUGAGAGCAGCAGUGGGGAUGGGAGUGAGUGCGCGGCAGCAGCAAGUGCAUUGCAAGCAGCAGGCAAGGAUGUGCAGAGGACAAGGAAGCUGAUCCAGGCAGCUGCGAGGAAGCUGCAGGAGAUGCCUGUGAAUCCCAUCCUGCAGAGUGUGCUCUCAGAUGUGAUGCAGGCGAAUGCUGAUCAUGUUAAUCAUGAUGGUGCUGGGGAGCGGGAUAGGAAGGAUGUGCUGUGGUGUGACCCGCUUUUCCUCUUGCAUGCACAGUCCUACGGCAUGGAUGGCGUAGCGGUGAUCACGCUGGGCGGCAAGGUGCAGCACGGGCUGAAACACGUGGAGGUGUUCAUGAUGACGUUCGCACCUGGUGCCAAGACCCCCAUUCACUCGCACCCGCAGGAGGAGGUGGUGGUGUUCACGCGCGGGGAGGGCAAGGUGUUGGUGGUGGAGGAGAAGAAGACAGAGCCGUCAUCGCAUGCAGUCAAGCGCAACACCACCGUCACCUUCCAACCCAAGGCCCUGCACCAGAUUGUGAACGAUGGCAAGGAGGAGCUGCAGCUGAUAGCGUCGUACUCAAAGCCGCCGCACAAGAUGUCGGUGCAUGCCACCUGGCAGACCCCCCGCAAGGAUGCUGAGAGCGCCGGCCGUGCGGCGUGGGAUGCGUGCGUGGUGCGAGAGGGCGAGGGGGGUGAGGGGGUGGAGGGGGAGAGAGGGGAGUUGGACAGGAAGCAAGGGGGUGCUGAGUCAGCUGCCAGCGGGGAGGCUGCUGCUAGUGGGGAGGCUGGUGCUGGUGCAGCAGCUGGAGGGAAUGUGGUGGUGGAAGAUGUGACAGUGAGGGCAGAGGAGGAGGAGCUGAGAAGGGACUCAGAGGGAGAGGGUGGAAGAGGGGAGGAGGUAGCAGGGUCCUCACAGGAGGUGAAGGAUGAGCUGUAG